Messenger RNA from Drosophila pseudoobscura, 5466 nucleotides. It is a transcript of the gene Asap, whose product is annotated as ArfGAP domain of ASAP. The transcript has 13 exons. The record is from RefSeq and is a predicted model, not a curated record. Bases 1177 to 4698 code for a protein of 1173 amino acids. Gene Ontology annotation, cellular component: cytoplasm. Gene Ontology annotation, molecular function: GTPase activator activity; protein binding. Gene Ontology annotation, biological process: positive regulation of GTPase activity. Lineage: Eukaryota; Metazoa; Arthropoda; Insecta; Diptera; Drosophilidae.
ACAGGCAAAAACAGACGAGACAAAUUGCAAGCUUCGUACAAACCUCACCUCGCGGGUGUCGAGAAAAACUGCCUUUUGACUUCAAGGUGUGUUAAGCAAAAGGUGUGGAUUUUACCGUGCAUUCGUUGCAUUUUCUGGGUCGUUUUGCUGUUGUCCAUACCCUCUUUAUCCUCCCAUUAGUAGCAAAUAACCAGAACGCGUAAAAAAUUGAGCAAACACAAAAAACAAACACAAAUCUAAGAAACGGAAGAAAACAAGAGAAUUAAUCUGAAAAGUACAACCCAAACCGAAAGCCUAAGAUAAUCCAUAAUCCCCAAAGUGUAGCAACCAAUAACCAGUGAAAAUGCAGACGCCAGCAGCACAAUAAAACAACAAUUAAUUUAUUAAGCACUGGCGAACCAUUAAUUAUGCCCCAGUGCCAGUGUCCAGUGUCAUCGUUUGUGUGGAAGUGCUAGAUGCUAGAUCCAAAAUGUGGCACACACUAAACUGCUGUGAAAAUGCACUGCGCAUUUCUCUAUUCCAACGCUAAUUGCGCUGCCGCUGCCCAUAGUACCAAAAAAAUCGAAUCGCGGGGAAGAGAGUGCUAGGAUGAUGAGAAGACCAGUGCGUAAAUAUGUGAUAUGUGUGUGUGUGCGUGACUAGCAGUGCAAGGCAAGGGAAAGUAUAACUCCAAUAAUAAUACUAGUAAUCCAAAGGCAGAGCGGUGACCAAAUACAAAUAACUCCACGAAAAUAGAACACCACAUUCGCGCACCUACACACACACACUCUCAAACUCACGUACACCACACACCGCACACUCGCAUACAAACGCAGUCGUCGCUCAUCGAAGAAGGCGUUAUCCUGAUUCUUGUUGCUUGCUGCUGCUGCUGCCUGCCCCUUGUGCCAUUCGUUUUGAUCCUUUCUUUGUCGCUUCUCGCCACAAGGCCAGCAGCAGCACGGCAGCUGUGCCUGUUCCUGUGCCGUGUGUUCGCGCCGUGCCGUGCCCCGAAGUUUCUAUUCGUUGCUUCCCUCCCUCCAUCGACAUCGCCAUCGCGCUCGUACUCGCACUCGUAUCGCACUCGUACUCGCUCCGUGUGCAUGUCCUUGGACGUAGUAAACUGUUGUUGUUGUUGAUUGUCCGUUCGUCGCCGAGAGUGAGUGCCCCUGCAGCAGGAAGCCAGUCCAGUCGAACAAGAUGCCGCCAGCCCUGAUAGCCAUCUCCGAGUUUGUGGAGGAGACGCGCUCUGACUAUAGCUCUCCCACCACCUCUACCUUCGCCUCGCGAAUGCCGGACUGCCGCCAGACGAUUGGCAUUCUGGAAGAGCGCCUGGAGUUCGACCGGGAAGGCCUCACGAAGCUGAAGAAGGCGGUCAAGGCCAUACACAACUCGGGGAACACCCAUGUGGACAAUGAGAUGUUCAUGGUGCGAGCUCUGGAGCGACUGGGCGGCAAGGUGAUCGAUCAGGACGAGCCCGACAUUGGGGCGGCGUUCCUCAAGUUCAGCGUCGUCACCAAGGAGCUGAGUGCACUGUUGAAGACCCUGAUGCAGAACAUCAACAACAUUGUGAUGUUUCCGGUGGACUCGAUGCUGAAGAGCGAACUGAGGGGCGUCAAGGGGGACAUGAAGCGGCCGUUCGAUAAGGCGGCCAAAGACUACGAGGCGAAAUUCAUCAAGAUCGAGAAGGAGAAGAAGGCCCAGGCCAAGGAGGCGGGCAUGGUGCGCACGGAGAUCGAUGCCGCUGUGGUGUCCGAGGAAAUGGAGAAGGAGCGGAGGCUCUACCAGCUGCAGACGUGCGAGUAUCUGCUCAAGUACAAGGAUAUUAAAACAAAAACAGGAAUCGAGCUGCUGCAGCACCUAGUCGAGUACUAUCACGCCCUGAACAACUACUUUAAAGAUGGGCUCCAGACCAUCGAGCACUUUGGCACAUACAUCGGCGAUCUGAGCGAGAAGCUGCACGUGAUCAAGCAGAAGCAGGACGAGGAUCGGCGCAGUUUGCUCGAUCUGCGAACGAUGCUGCGCAGCACCCCAGACUUUGAGCGGGUGGACAAUGUGCCGUCGUCGGAUAGCCAGAGCCGGAGCGGGGGGGCGGGCUACUCUCUGCACCAGCUGCAGGGCGACAAGCAUCACGGGGUCACGCGACAAGGGCAUCUGCUCAAGAAGAGCGAGGGCAAGGUGCGUCGCGUGUGGCAGAAGAGGCGCUGCCGGGUGACCAGCGAUGGUUUCCUGGACAUCUUCCAUGCGGACGAGUCCAAGCCGCCGACCCAAGUCAAUCUGCUCACCUGCCAGAUCAAGCCGGUUCCGGACGAUAAGCGUGGCUUCGAUUUGAUAAGCUACAAUCGCCCGUACCACUUUCAGGCCGAGGACGAGGCCGAUCAGAAGGCCUGGAUGGCCGUGCUGGUCAACUGCAAGGAGAAGGCCCUCACCAAGGCCUUCCAGCACGCGAAUCCCCAGAUGAGCCCCAGCCUGGUGGAGCUGCAGAAGACUGUGAUCCGCUACGUGCAGCUGCUACCCGGCAACGACCGCUGCUGCGACUGCGGCUCCCGCAACGAUGUCACCUGGAUCAGCCUGAAUUUUGGCAUCCUGGUGUGCAUCCAGUGCUCGGGAGUGCAUCGUGAUCUGGGCGUCCAUCACUCGCGCAUCCAGAGUCUAACGCUCGACAAUCUGACCACGGCCAAUCUGCUGAUCGCACGGGCCAUGGGCAACAGUACGCUGAACGACAUCAUGGAGGCAAAGUUGGGCCGCGGGAAGCUACAGCACGAGAGCAGCAUGGAGGAACGCUACGACUUCAUUCGGGCCAAGUACGUGGCCAAGCGCUAUGUGAUGCGCACCUGCUCGGACGACAACGAUUUGCGGUGCGAUCUAGAGCAGGCCAUCGUGAAUGCGGACAUGAGCCAACUGCUGCAGGUGUGGGCAGAGGGCGCGGAUCUCACCUGCUGCCUGCCCAGCUCGGAUGCGGGGGAGACAGCUCUGCAUCUGGCCGUUCUGCGGGAGAUGGGCUCCACGCUGCACAUUGUCGACUUUCUCAUACAGAACAUGCCGCCGAAGGGCCUAAACAAGGCCACCAAUCCAGCCGGACUGCUGGAUCUGACCGGAAAGAAUACGGCUCUGCACCUGUGCGCUCUCCACGAUCGCAGGGAGUGUAUGAAGCUGCUGCUUCGCUCGGGAGCAGACUACGAGCUGAAGAACUCGCAAAACAAAACAGCGCUGGAUAUAGCCAAAGAGAUGGGACACAAUGGCUGCAGAGAACUGAUUGAAUGUGCCAUAAAGCGGGAGAAGAGCGCCUUUGAUCACAUAAACACCGAUUGGAAUCUGCCCAACGAGGAUGGCUCCACAGAUUUCAGUGACGACGAAACAGUCAUCGAUGAACGCAAAUCUCGUUCACGUCCCCCCAGUUUUGCUGGCGGGGAUUCGCCAGUGCUGCGCUCACGCUCCUCCACUUGCGACUCCAUACAGUCCAGUUCUAGUCCAAUCGCCAACUGUCCCAGCCGCCAGUUUACGCUGCCCUCGGGCCUGCCCAGCUACACGCAUUCGGCGGGAACGUCGCCAAAGUCGCACAUCAGUGUGGGCCAGUAUCUGGGUAGCAAUGUGGGCGGUGGUGCCGGCGGCAACGGGGGCGGUGGCUCUAGUCCAAGCUCAGUUUCCAGUCAGAGUGUAAGGGCGGCGAGGAACAGUCUGAAUAUGCAGCAGAGUGAGCUGGGUCAUGUGACGGGCGGCGCCCGCAAGUCCACAUCUACGGCGAACAUGAACUCUCUGAAGAAGCGCACAGCUCCGGCUCCACCGCCUGGCACGCUGGGCAGCGCCUCCUCCAGCUCCUCCUUCUAUGGCACACUACCGCAUCCGCCCAGGCACUCGCAAAACUUUGAUGCCAACGACAUACGGGCCAUCAAUCAUAAGAACCAAUCCCUGGAUGUGGCCUAUGGCACGCUGCCCCACCUGCGCAGCGUCGAGAGCAGUCCCCGGGGCGGCUAUGGCGGUAUCCCUGGCGGAUCGGGAAAUGGCAGCAGUAGCAGCCUAAUGCCUGCCAUGACAACAUUUGGCCACAAGCGCUCGCCCAGCGGGGAGUCGCUGAAUCGUAAUAUACAUCUGGCUGGAGCCAAGCUUGUCCUUCCACCCACUGGGGAGCUGCCGACACUCAAGCAUGUGGACAAGUCGGCGUUGAUGCGCCCAAAGAUACCGCCACCAGGACCGCCGUCAGAGCGUGAGAUUUCCAAUGGACAGUCGAAUGAGAGCAUCAGUUCCAUAGACGAGGGUCCGAUAGCACCGCCGCGAAAGCGCAAGCAACACAGUGAGAUUUUGAGAUUGAGAUUGUCCCAGUCCAGUGAGGAGACGCUGAUAAAUCAAUCGGCCAACUUUACCGAGUACGAGUCCUGGCACACGGACAUGGACAGCUCUGGCGGUGGCUUGGAUCAUUCGGCCGAAUCGAAUGUCUCAUCCAGCGACAACGAUCGUCUCAACUCGUCGCCCGACAAUCCAUCCAAAGGCGCUCCAGGACCAGGCCCAAGCGGAAAAUUCCACAAUAAUGGGCAGAGACGGUGCAGGGCGCUCUACGACUGCGUGGCGGACAACGAUGAUGAGCUUGAGUUCAAGGAGGGCGAGAUACUGAUUGUGUUGAAUGAGCGCACUGACGAUGACAACUGGAUGGAGGGCAUCAUCGAGGGACAGCCGGCGCGACGUGGCAUGUUUCCCGUCAGUUUCGUCCAUAUGCUGCCUGACUAAACGGGCAUGGAACAGGGAUAAUGUAAGGAUGUUUAUUGUAUGUCGUAUGUCGUAUGUUUCUGUGGCUUUUUGUGCGACUGUGGGCUGUGCGUGCGUGUACAUAUGAGUGUGUGUGCGUCAUUUUAAGCAAGACAAGAUUUUAUUUAUUACAACCGUUUAUGUCACAAACCGUGCGACUAUUUAUUGGAUCCGUAGGCACAAGGAAUAUACAUAUGCAUAUACAUUCAUAUAAUAUAGUAUAAAUAUCUAAAGUGAGCAAGUAAUUGUUGGAUAUGCUGCCAUCUCAUGUACAUUUCAUUUUCAAUCAGAACAAGGAGCUAGAUGCCCUAUUAAUUGCUUUUAUAACCGAAUAUGUCCUGCAAACUGCUGUAUUUUGAACCAUAAAUGUAUUUACUAACCUUAGCAUUACACGCUGUGCGCAAAAGUUACUCGGAAUCUAUUGAUAUAUGUAUGUAUGUAUGUAUGCUUAUACUAGAUGCUGCCAUAAACAGAUACUAAACGAUAUCCACAAGAAGACCCGACCUGGUCUGGCUUCUUGGCCUCUUACAUGUACGUACAUACCUACACAGGUAUUUGUAAUAAAUACUGUUGUUGAUGAAUUGACGAGAAAGUUUAUAAAACAACGUUGAAAUGAAAGAAACAUUUACUUAAACUAACCCCCAUUUCGAGCGUAAAUACAUAUGAGAACUCUAUAGCUCUGCAAAAAAGGAAUAAAUACAUACAUAAAAAUAUGUACCCCCUUUGUACCUAGAAAUUGUUACCAAUUAA